UUUAAGGCUAUAAGUUCUGGCUCAUAAAGAACAUAUGUUCCCUGGAUCAUCCAUGAACAUUUGAGAUAUAGAAAGACAAUGAACUAGAAUGCAGGUUUUUAGUCAUGAAAAUGGACACAUUCCACUUACACAUUUCCUGCCCAAUGAAAAUGAUUGUGAAGUUGUUUGCUACUUGUAAAUGAGGGCUUGUGGUGUACUGUACUCUUCUCCCUGGGAGACACUGAUAACAGGAAGAAUGAUGUCAUACACAGUAUGACGCUUUCACCUCCGCUGUUUUGGUGACACAAAAUAGGCUAACUGUGAAGUAUGACUAAAUUUGUACAUACUUUAGUGUGCAAUUUCACGCGUUGCGAAUGUUACAAAUAUAUGUUGUUAUAGUUUUCGGUUUAUAUUAGCUGACUUAAUGAAUACUGCCACCUUUUGAAGAAAAUACGCCAUUGCUCAUUUAGAACAGUGUUUUUACACAAAGCAAAUUAACGUAGUGCUAAAGUAGCAUAUAUGUUGAUUUUCAUUCAACUCGAAUUUCCAACUUUCUAUUAAUGUAAUAGAUGGUAACCUUGUCGCAGGCGCACUGUUAAUGGUAACCAUAGAAGAUGGGCACUGUCAAUCGUAAACAAAAUAAGUUAAAGUUACCACGUGAUAAUAAAUGUGUUCGUGUAAAAUACGGUAAAUGAACUACUCUGUUGAUAAUUUCGCAUCUGCAGAACAUACGUCACUUUGUUGUCGUGUUUGUUCGUAAAUGAAUCUUUAAAACGAACGAAUCUCUACUGACUCGUUCCUCGUGAAAGAGCCUUUCAUUGGUUAGACUUUACCGAACGAACUCGCCAACUUCACUGAACGUGUCUGGCUUUUAGACGAAUCGUUCAUUUAAAAGAUUCAUUCACAGAUUUGGAGUGGCACUGGCAUGUUUGUUUGCAGUAUAUGCAAAAAUAUGCAUAUGCAGUAUAUCUUUUUGUAGUAUAUUAUUUCGUGAAUUAUGGUCUAUUUCCCUGUUGAUCGAGAAGGGGACUUUCGUCAUGUGAGUCAAUCUUGAUCACAACAAGCAGAGAAAGGAACACCGCAAGCAAAACAACAAGGGUUUUAAGUGGUUCUCGUCAUCUGAUGUGGAUAGUUUGAUUGGUUUAUGGCUCAGAUUAUUGCUCUCUCACGUUUUCUUCACCUGCAGCACCCACUGCGGGUGAGCUUAGCAUCAUUGUGCUCUCGCAGUAUGUCGUCAUUAGACACUCGUGCCCGGGCUGUGUUUUCUGCAGCGGUUGAAGGUGUGCAGCCGGACAUAGUGGUCCACAUGAGUCUGGAGCGACAUGGAGACAAACUACUUGUAGGUGGACAGAGUUUCACACUUACAAAUAACCUUUAUCUGGUGGGCUUUGGAAAGGCUGUGCUGGGGAUGGCAGCAGAAGUGGAGAGGAUUGUAGGAGACCAUCUAAUUAAAGGGGUGAUCAGUGUGCCUCAUGGUAUCCAGAAAACACUACACAAUCAUGGAAAAGAGAAUAUGCUCCUUGAGAAUAACAGCAGAAUUACAGUGAUGGAAGGAGCAAAGAACAAUUUACCGGACGCAGAUGCCCAGAAGUCAGCAGAGUGUAUUCGAGAACUGGCCAGUGGUCUGACUGAGAAAGAUCUGCUGCUCGUGCUUAUCUCUGGUGGUGGUUCUGCUCUUUUACCUGCUCCAGCCCCACCCAUGUCCUUGCAGGAGAAACAGGAUGUGACACGAAAACUCGCAGCAGCAGGGGCCACUAUUCAGGAGUUAAAUACAGUAAGGCGAGCCCUGUCAUUGUUGAAGGGUGGAAGUCUUGCCCAAUGUGCCAAACCAGCCCAGGUAGUGGCAUUGAUUCUGUCAGAUGUUAUUGGAGAUCCUCUGGAUUUGAUAGCCAGCGGUCCAACAGUCAGGAGUGACUUCAAGCCAGAGGAGGUCUGGGCUAUCUUGGAUCGUUAUAAGCUCUCUUACUCUCUUCCUUCCUCUAUGAAUGAGGUGCUUAGUAAAGCUAGACCCCAUUAUGGGUCGCAGGUGCAAGAACAGCCAGAAGAAGUCCAAGACCAUGUUUUAAACGUUGUAAUUGGCUCAAACACUAUUGCUCUUGAAUGUGCCAGCCGUAAGGCUGUUGAAUUAGGACUUCGACCCAUCAUUCUGUCUCCAGGGGUAUGUGGUGACGUUCACUCUGUUGCACGACUAUACGGGCUGCUCUCUCGUUUUGCGUGUUUCCCAGAAAAGGAAACCCCUCCAGAACUUGCUGCAGAGAUCCUUCAGCUUGGACCAGAGGUUGGGGUAGAAAGCUGGGACUUGUGUCGCACCAUAAACAUGCUCGUAGAGGAGAGGAAGGAAGACUGGGGUGUGACUUGUCUUCUGGCUGGAGGGGAACCCACUGUGCAACUGACAGGAAAGGGCAGGGGAGGGAGGAACCAGGAGUUGGCUCUGCGGGUGGGGCUUGAGCUCAGUAGUGAUGAAGUAAAGAGUGGUGCGGUGUUCCUCAGUGGAGGAACCGAUGGACAGGAUGGCCCAACUGAGGCAGCUGGUGCCCUCACUGACGGGGAAUUGAUGAAAGAGGCCAUGUCUCAAGGUUUGGACAUCGAUGGCUUUCUCACCAAUAAUGAUUCAUUCACAUUUUUCUCACAGCUCUCUGAAGGACAAUGGUUACUCAAGCCUGGACUGACAGGAACCAAUGUGAUGGAUGUGCAUGCUAUGCUACUGCCACCAUCACCCCAAAGAGACUUCCAAUGAUUUGACUCCAGGUUGUUUUGUGUUUGGAAGCAACAAAAUUAUGGAGGGAUAUAUAUAUAUAUAUAUAUAUAUAUAUACUUGAACCAAAGUAAGGUGCUUUUCAAUGUGUAUUGUUAUACACUGACUGAAAUACAAUUUACUUAUGAAAUAAAUAACAGAAAACUAAUACACAAUCAGAUAAUGGUAUUUAUUUGCACUGCAAAAAGACAGCAGUAACCUCUUGGACUGAAAGCAUGGUAGAGGCACACUUGAUGUCUUAUCUCUGUACAGUCAAGUCUAUUUUCUUACAACACUGAAAUUAAAUGUUGGAUUUCUACAUACAGACCAGAUGACUUUGUGAACAUUUGGGACCUUCAUUCUGAGUAGUAUUCCUGUCAGUUUUUGGUCAAAUGAUACUGUGUGAGAAUGGUUAAAGUUUUGCUAUCUACUAGCUUCCAAUACAAUCCAAAUAAAUUAAAG
This is a messenger RNA of Cyprinus carpio (common carp), 3175 nucleotides long. Its product is annotated as glycerate kinase-like. Gene Ontology annotation, biological process: protein phosphorylation. The record is from RefSeq and is a predicted model, not a curated record. Gene Ontology annotation, cellular component: cytoplasm. NCBI's taxonomy places the organism in Eukaryota, Metazoa, Chordata, Actinopteri, Cypriniformes, Cyprinidae. Gene Ontology annotation, molecular function: glycerate kinase activity.